AUAGCCAUCAGUACUUCCGCUGACAGAGACGUGAGUGAACGUGGAGUGCGAGUUAAAGUUCUAGGACGUUCAGGAGGGUUACGAUUAGUGCGAGAGUCGGGAAAGAGGAGGGAUAUCUCAAAAAAUGACGGUGUUCUUGUAGUGGAAAUAGAUUAUAUAAAACAGAAGAAUGAGCAGGGAAGAGAUGUUGGUAAACCGGUAUCAACUCUAGCCAACCAAGACUUCGCCAUUGCUGUUAACAAGAGCGCUAACUAUCAAGGUCAGUUAUUGUAUAAUCUGAUUCUAUAAACAAUGUACUGAGUACUAGAUGUUCUGUGAGUGUGAUCGUUGCCUUUGAUGUUAAUAUAAUAUAGCAAUUCCGACAAAGGUUGUCAGACAAAAUGUACAUACAACAAUCCCGAAUAAUAAUAUGGAAUAUGAAGAUGUAGCUGUGGAACCUACUUUUUUUCGCUUACCUUUAGCCCUCGCAAAGAUACGUCCAUUGCCUAUCAAGCCAUUCUUUCAAAUUUCUUUGAAGAAAAAUGUACUCAAAACCACCCACAAUAACUUUAGGGAUUGUCGCGUUCACUUUUUCCGAUAACCUUUCUAGAAAUCACUGCAUCUACACACGGCUGACUCAACGGCAGAAAUUUCAACUCCCUUUCAUUAACAUGACAUGCAGUAAAUAUUUCGAUGGCAUUUAUUAUUUUUUUUAUCAUCAUCAUUAUCAUUAUCAUUAAUUUUUUGUCAUUGCUAUAGGUAACAGGUAAGAGGAAAAGGCCCAAACGGCCGGAGCUUUUCCCGGUUUCCUUCGCAUGGAGUAUUGAAACUCCCUCCCUGGAUGGGAUGCUAGUCCAUCGCAGGGUUACCCCCCAGCAGUGUCGUAGGUACCCAGUUACAGAGCGUCUUCACUCACGUGGCAUCAUACCUCGCAAAUUUCGUACUGGUACCAUUCAUUCCUGUCUCUUAAUGUUUCUCCUCCCCUUUUAUUUAUUUAUUUAUUCAUUUAUUUUACUUAAUUAUUCAUAUUUUCAUUUAUUGCGUAUUGAUUUUUACUAGGAGUUAGCGCCGCCCACAUCAACUUGAAGUCUUACCUGGCCGCUCCAAAAGCCCAUCUCAUCGCUGACAUUUACAUCUUCCGUGCAACUGGAAAUGUCACUUUUGGCAAUGAAACAACUGAAGUGCAGAACGGCACCAUGAAAUUCUUCGUGCAGGUUGAUUCUCUAACCCCCCACCAAACACACCCUAUGAUUUGCUUUAGAAAAUGUUGUAGAAAGGAAGGGGGAGUUUCUGUAGGGGCUGGUGGAGGAAGGAGCGCAAUUUACCAAAAGAAAACAGUCAACUCCAGCACAUUAGCAGUUGGUUACUUUUGCCCUAGUUUUUUAAGACUUAGGGAGACAAAGUGUUUAACUCAGUCUUUUCCCCUUGAAAUAGUAAACACUAUUAAAUGUAUUAGAAGUGCACGCGCAAUGAUACUUUAAGCAAAUAAUAGUAGUUAUAACUGGUCAGGGCAUUAGAUAAACUCUAUUAAAUGUAUUAAAAGUUAAGAUAAAAAGUUUCUUUUGUAAAAAACAUCUAGUUGAUACCUAUACCAACGCUCUUGAUACUAGAUAGUUUUCCACAGUUUUUUCUUAAGGUAACUGUCUCAUUUCAACCCAUUGUAGUGAAAAUUAUGGCAGACAGUCCAAACAGUAAAUUUUAUCAUCUAAACAAUCAAAAAUUCUUAAAUUGCAUCUUCAAAAAUGGCAUUGUGCAUUUAUUAUUCGAAAUUUGUUUUGGAAAUUUAAAAAGAGAGCAUCGGAUAUACCAUAUACUCUCUGUUGCAGUGACUAUUGUUAUGACUUAAACUGUUAACUAACUCUGAGAAGGUAAUCUUAUAUGAUAACCACAGAAUAUUCCAACAAUUCGUUUUGUAGAUUAAAAACUACACUUUCUGCGAUGGACAAGUUAUACCUUCCAUCUGCAAAGCAAACGAAACUGGAAAAUACCUUGAGGUGGCAAUUGUUGUGAAGGGCAAAAAGGGAGAAACGCCCAAACUGGAGAAUGAGGCCGAUAGAAAGAAAAGGGAGGGCCGACGUCCAACUAUCAAAAGACCCAAAGGAAUGCGAUGUCCUGUAAGUAAGGAUGGAUGCCCCGUGACUUACAGUAUUGGCAACGACACUAUCGGAUUGUCCAAAGAGGUAAGAAGAGUACAUUUUUUUCCACGUGCACAACAUCAGUCGUGAUCGAGCUUCGAUAGCCGAGCCAAUUUUGAAGUUUUGCUUGACAGCUGGGUCGAUCUUGUGUCUAAUUGUACUAUGAGUCUGUUCUCGGUAGGCUACUUUUACGCACGACUCACUUUUAUUUAAGAAAAGAGGGAACAGAAGAAAACCUAUUCAAACGAAAACUAGAAAAACCGUGAACAACGUGGUUUAGUAUAAUCUGCUUCACAGCCGUUCUUUGUGUCGUCACGCAAGGCUCCUCCCCAAAAACGGAUGCUAAUCAAACCACAUUCAUUUCCGCAUAUCAUCCAUUGAGGUUUCUGCUUCUAUUUUCUACGUGUUUGUACCACGUUUAAAGUACGGGGGGAGGAGCGUUGCGUGACGAAACAAAGAGCGGCUACGGAACAGACUAGUUUUAGUGCGGUGGGACCUUUUUAAAGGUAAAGCUAACAAGGGCAUUGUUAGUGGCCACACGCCGUUACCAGGUUCAAAAUCUGUUGUAAAUGCUAAUUUAACUAAAUUCAUGUUGUAUAAGUAGUACAAUUUAAUAAGAAUGGCUGUGGUGUAGCGUUACCUUAGAAACGUUCCUUUUUUAUGAACAUCCAUGAAUGGGAGAUUAGACCUAUUUUUACCAAGAAAAAUCACUCAAUUAAUCAUUAACUGGAGUUUUUACAUUUAUUGUCCCUUCUGACGAGAUUCAUUUACUGAUAUUUCAGUGCAAAAAUGACGGCGAGAAUAUAAAGAUGCCUAUGGGAUACCCCAUGUUCGUGAGGCAAGGCAGCAAAAACAGGUUCAUCUUCCGAUGCAACAAGUUUAACAGAACCGUCAUCUUUGACCCAUACUUAGAAGUGAGUGAAGGGGAUGACACAGGUGACAGCAGUCCGAUGCCUCCUACCGAGAACGCGACUUCUAUCCAUGUGAAUGUUUUCAUGUUUAUAACAUUGCUUGCCACUUUUUUCAUGUAA
Porites lobata is the source of this 3145-nucleotide messenger RNA. Lineage: Eukaryota; Metazoa; Cnidaria; Anthozoa; Scleractinia; Poritidae. The record is from the annotation of a GenBank genome assembly.